Messenger RNA from Anthostomella pinea, 1455 nucleotides. NCBI's taxonomy places the organism in Eukaryota, Fungi, Ascomycota, Sordariomycetes, Xylariales, Xylariaceae. The record is from the annotation of a GenBank genome assembly.
AUGCUCCUCCCGCUCCGCAUCCCCGUGCCACCACGGCCUAGCGGUGACGUUGGUCUUGACAUUCGGAACAUAAUGUACAGGCGUGACCAGGAGCAACAACCACCGCCUGCAAGUGGGACACCAGCCAAGACAAUAGGGAUUGUUGUUGGAGUCAUCGGCGGUAUAAUCCUCGUCGCCACGAUACUGUUUUGCUACAUACGACGAUUUCGCCCAAAUAAAGGGAAAUACCGAAAGGCUGCAGAUUCGGAAGCCCUCCAAGACAGAUCAGCUCGAAAUGGCAGGCGGCUGGCCACGAACGCUGUUACCGAAACCAAUCGCGGUACCAACCGGGAUAGUGCGGCGUCGCAAGUCGACCGAAACACUUCGAUCCGAUCAAUUAUGACGUUACCAGCGUAUCGAAACAAGGCAAACGACAACGAACAAGUUCUGGGCCGGGAAGGAGAGCGCGAUGGUGUCGAUGUCGUGGUUGAGUUUCCUACCGCCGAAGACGAAGAGGCCAUGCGCGACGAGGAGAUGGAGACCAUGUACCAGAUUCGCUUGGCUAGGAGACAACAGAACGCCGAGCGUGAAGAGCGUCGGCGUCUGCAGCAAGAGGCGAGAGAACGUGGCGACGCGCGAGCACUGGAGGAACUGAGGGCUCGAAGACGUGCCGAGACCAACGACCCCACCGUGAGCGAGCUGCGUGAGACGCAUGAGCAGGUCAAGGAGCGGCGGCAGCGCGCUGUUUCCAGUGUCAGCUACGCUGAUCUUGGGGUUGCUCGACACGACGGCACCAGACUACGCGCUAAUAGUACCGAGAGCGAGAGAGUUGGGUUGCUGUCGGACGCUGCUAGUAUAGCCGCAUCCCAACGCUCACCAUCGGCGCAAUCGAAUCGUCGAGUGUCCGAGGCGGCCAGCCUGUCGCUCUCCAUACGGCCGCCGUCGGCGCAGUCGCAAUACCACGAGCGCGAGCGCAGGGGCAGCAGCUCGGUGCUGAGUCUGGACGACGACGGGAACCUGCCCUCGCCGGGCCUGCGGUUCGACGCCACGACGCCGCGGCGCGGCAGCCAUCACACCCGCGCCGGGUCGAGCCCCGAGAUCAUCGGCGAGGAGGACCUGGCCGAUGCGGAGAUGCCGCCGCCCGACUACGAGGACGUUAGCUUUGAUGACGUGCGGUCACGGGCCACCACGCCCAUGUUCCACGAGCCGCCGCCCGACUACGUCGGUCCGACCGGAGAGCGCGAUAGACGGCUCAGCGCCCACGUGGCGGACAUGGCCGGCCAUAUAGGCGAGGGCGGCGACCUGUCGAGUCCGGACGAGACUACACCUGGUGGACGGUCGAAAAGGUCUUCGAACCGGUCCUCCAGGGGUGUAGGGGGCGUGCCGCAGCUGCCCAGCUUGAGAUUCGGGGGCCUGCCGCAGAUUGUGAUUGAGCCUAUGUCUGCGCAUCCGAGUCACCGGGACCGCAGCUGCUGA